AUGGUGGCUAGUGUGUGUAGUUAUGUAGAAGUAUUUAUUUAUAUUCGUCAAAUUUAAUGUGAAAAUCAGUCUCUGAACUUGUCCAGUAACUCAAGGGAAUAUACUUGCAUACUUCGAAUAGAACAACUGCGUCGUUAUGAUUGAGCUUUGAGUGGUAAAUUAAUCUUUAGAUGAUUCAGUGGUCAAUAGUUUCACAACAUGGAAAGUGAGAAAUUGAAGACCACUUCCCAGGUGGAUUCGAGCAGACUCUUGCCGCAGCUGCCACAGAUGCGCACCAAACCCCUGUGGCAAGAAACUGCCCCAUCUUUUGUCCUGCACACACCCAACAGAGGGGAUUUAUAUGGACUUACUUCAACCAAAUACUCCAGGCAUGCACUGAAAAGAGAGUUAGCAAAAAAUGCGAGCAUGAAUUUUGAAGACCACCAGUCCAGACCUGCUGGGCUAUCAGCCUCUCCGUCCAAAUCUCGAGUCAGCAGCCAUGCUCAACCCAAGAAGGACCGUGAGCAGUUUCGCACGGCUCUCGUCAGCAUUAUCAUGCAACAGGACACAGCCACAGGCAAGUCAUUCCUGGAGGAAAGCCCCCCUCCCCGAAGUGGGUCACCCACAGCCACAGAAAAGGACAUUCUGAGAUAUUACUACUACAUACGCAAUGGCAUCGACACUGAGCACAUCGCAGCCAUGGAGGACUCCUGGCUGGAGCAUGUUCUGGGUCUGGUGCCGUCCCACCUGAAGAAACUGACAAACACCAUCGAGCUGCUGUCAGACGAGAUGAAAGAAGACUAUCUGAUGAGUGUCAAAAAAGCCAUUGUGGAUUUUGUUCUGAGGGAUCCAAGAGAAAAUGAGGAUGAGAAAGUCAAAAAGCUCCCUCCCCACAGAGAAGAGAUAGAGGUGGUUCCAAAGCCGUGGCACAAGCCCUUCCUGCAGGCCCAGAAGAGGAUGAGUGAGCGCCUGCACUCCAUCAAUCCCACAAUGCUCUCUGUGCUCGACCUGUGGCAUGUGUCCUUUAAAGAUCUGCGUUUGGUUGAUGUGGAGGAGUUCCACAGUAGGGAGGAGUCCAUGGAGUUGCAUGUUUUUCAGCACUUAGUCAACAAGCACAUUGAGAGUGCCAAGGAUGUGCUGCUCAAAAAGUGGUUCCCAGAGAUCCAGCACAUCUACUACCAGGGCAACAAGCGCAAGCUGGUCCCCAGCAACAGCAACCCGGCCAAGCUGCAGUCCUUCUUCAACUGCGUGGCCGCCCUAAUGACCUCACAGCUCCAGAGCCUGGCCCUGGACUCCAUCCAGGACUACACGCACCUAAUUGCACAGCACCCCUCCUCCAUUCGGGCCUAUGAGCACCCAGGUUUCGUCCUGCAGUUCAUCCUGGAGAAGAACGCCAUUGUGUUCGAGCCUGACUUCAGGGACUUUGAGCUCAUCCUGCUGAAUGUCUACGACACCAUGCUGAAGGCCAUUACUCUGGUGCCGCGCGUGGAGACCAAACUAUACUCAGAAUGGCCCGGGACGGAGCGCGGUGGUAACCUGAAGCCGGCGGUGCUGGCCGAGGUCCUGGAUGCGCAGAGGGAGCUGGUGCGGCGCGUGGUGCGGGAGGAGAGCGCCGGGCCCCUGGAGCAUGUGCACCUGUACGACAAGUACAUGCCCCUGGUGACGCAGCAGGCCGAGGAGGACGUGGAGCAGUUCCUCAAGGACGCGCACUCCUUCCCCGAGAUGAUGAUGGAGGUCACGCGCUACCAGCAGAUCGCCGACGAGAUCCAGUACGAGUCCGUCAAGGUAGUGCGCCUGGGCAUGUUCAAGGUGCACUGCACUGAGUUGAUCCACGGCCUGGUGAAGCGCGCAGAGACGCUACGGCAGAAACUCAUCAACCGCAUGCUGGAGGAACACCAGGAGCUCAACACACAGCUAUGUCGCGAGUAUGAGGUGGUAGCAGAGAAGGCACUGAGCACGCCCCCCAACACACAGGAGCUGAUGGAGCUUAAAGCGUACAUGAAGAAGGCAGAGGAGCAGCUGAUCCCGGGGCUGGAGGCCAAGCUGCUGGAGUCCAAGACGCGCCUGUGCUUCCUGGUGGACUACGUCACCUUCUCGCCCCUGGACAUGCGCCUCAACCGCCAGCCCUUUCAGUGGCAGUCCCGCAUGCCCUCCAUCUUCGAGGAGCACCAGAAGAUCAUCGCCGAGAAAACAGAGCAGUACCAGGAAGGACUCAAGCUGCGAUGCUCCAGGUUUGUGGAGGAGCUUGAGAGCUACUCCAAGCAGGUGGAGGAGUUUACUACGUUUGGGGAUCUGGCCGAGCUCAACAGGUACCUGCGCAAGGCCCAGUCGCUCAACAGCAAGCUAGACAUCGCAACGGAAAAGAUCGAAGGCUUCAACAUGGAGGAGGAGGCGUUCGGCUGGCCCAUCUCCCAGUAUCCCGAGCGCAAGAAGGUGCAGGAGCGGCUGCUGCCCUACCUGCGGCUGUACGAGACGGCCGAGGAGUUCCAGACGCGCCACAAGGACUGGGUGCACGGCCCGCUGUCGGCCGUCAACCCAGACAAGGUGGAGGGCGACGUGGGCAACUACUGGCGUGCGCUCUACAAGCUGGAGAAGGGCUUCCAGAGCUCGCCCAAGGCCCUGAACAUCGCCAUCCGCAUCAAGGAGGACGUGGAGGCCUUCCGCGAGCACCUGCCCCUGGUGCAGGUGCUCUGCAACCCGGGCCUGCGCGACCGCCACUGGGAGAGCAUGUCCGAGGUGGUGGGCUUCCCGCUCAAGCCCCUGGAAGAGGCGGCGGCCAACGUGGCCCACUUCCUGCCGCUGGGCCUGGAGGAGCACCUGGCCAGCUUCGAGCUGGUGAGCGAGGCGGCCUCCAAGGAGCACUCGCUGGAGAAGGCCAUGGAGCGCAUGGCGGGCGAGUGGGGCGACAUCGAGUUCCUGCUGCUGCCCUACCGCGAGACCGGCACCUCCAUCCUCUCCAGCGUGGACGAGAUCCAGAUGCUGCUGGACGACCACAUCGUCAAGACGCAGACCAUGCGCGGCUCGCCCUUCAUCAAGCCCUUUGAGAAAGAGAUACAUGAGUGGGAGGGCAAGCUGCUGCUGCUGCAGGAGAUCCUGGACGAGUGGCUGAAGGUGCAGUCCACCUGGCUGUAUCUGGAGCCCAUCUUCAGCUCGCCCGACAUCAUGGCCCAGAUGCCCGAGGAGGGCCGCCGCUUCACCACCGUCGACAAGACCUGGAGGGAGACCAUGAAGCAAGUCUCCCUGGACAAGCAUGUUCUGGCGGUGGUGGCUAUUGACAAAAUGGUGGACAAGCUGAAGAAAUCCAACGAGUACCUUGAGCUGAUCUUGAAGGGUCUGAAUGAGUACUUGGAGAAGAAGAGGCUUUUCUUCCCCAGGUUCUUCUUCCUUUCCAACGACGAGCUGCUGGAGAUUCUCUCUGAAACCAAGGACCCCACCAGAGUGCAGCCCCACCUGAAGAAGUGCUUUGAGGGCAUCGCCAGCGUGGUGUUCACGGACGUGCUGGACAUCACGCACAUGAAGAGUAGCGAGGGCGAGGUGGUGGAGCUGCUGGACAUCAUCUCCACCUCCAAGGCCCGCGGCCAGGUGGAGAAGUGGCUCCUGGAGCUGGAGAACGGCAUGCUGGCCUCCCUACGCAAGGUGAUUGGAGAGGCAAUGGUGGCGUACCCGCAGACCGAGAGGAUCAACUGGGUGAGAGAGUGGCCCGGCCAGACUGUGCUGUGCGUCUCGCAGGUGUACUGGACCAAAGACAUUCAUGAGGCCAUUGUGCAAGGACCAACGUACCUGGAGGACUACCUGAAGCAGAACAACAGGCAGAUCGAUGACAUUGUGGAGCUGGUGCGGGGCAAGCUGUCCAAGCAGAAUCGUGUGACGCUGGGCGCGCUGGUGGUGCAGGACGUGCAUGCCCGAGACGUGCUGGCCUCGCUCGUCGCCAAGGACGUCCAGGACGAGAACAACUUUGAGUGGCUCAGCCAGCUGCGAUACUAUUGGAUAGAAGAGAACCUUCAGACCAAGAUGAUCAACGCAGGCCUGGCCUAUGGCUACGAGUACCUCGGCAACAGCCCUCGCCUCGUCAUCACCCCCCUGACCGAUCGCUGCUACAGGACUCUGUUCGGAGCUCUGCAUCUUCACCUGGGAGGUGCUCCUGAGGGCCCUGCGGGAACAGGCAAGACCGAGACCACCAAGGAUCUGGCCAAAGCCGUGGCCAAACAGUGUGUCGUCUUCAACUGCUCCGAUGGUCUGGAUUACAUUGCGCUCGGCAAGUUUUUCAAGGGCUUGCUGUCCUGUGGUGCUUGGGCCUGCUUCGACGAGUUCAACCGCAUCGACCUGGAGGUGCUGUCAGUGGUGGCCCAGCAGAUCCUGACCAUUCAGAGAGGUAUUACAUCCAAGGCUGAGAUGCUAGUGUUUGAGGGUACGGAGUUGAGACUGAACCCCACCUGCGCCGUCUUCAUCACCAUGAACCCAGGCUACGCCGGCCGCUCCGAGCUCCCCGACAACCUCAAGGCCCUGUUCCGCACGGUAGCCAUGAUGGUUCCUGACUAUGCCCUGAUUGCGGAGAUUGUGCUGUACUCGUGCGGCUUCGUGCGUGCGCGGCCACUCUCGGUGAAGAUCGUGGCCACGUACCGGCUGUGCUCCGAGCAGCUGUCCUCCCAGCACCACUACGACUACGGCAUGAGGGCUGUCAAGUCCGUGCUGACCGCAGCCGGCAACCUCAAGCUGAAGUAUCCCGAGGAAAACGAAGACAUCCUGCUGCUGCGCUCCAUUAUUGAUGUAAAUCUGCCCAAGUUCCUGGCGCACGACCUGCCGCUGUUUGAGGGCAUCACGUCGGACCUGUUCCCUGGCGUGACGCUGCCCAAGCCGGACUACCGCGACCUGCUGGACGCCAUUCGGGAGAACUGCGAGAAGAUGAACCUGCAGAUGACCGACUUCUUCACCGAGAAGAUCCUGCAGAUCUACGAGAUGAUGAUCGUGCGCCACGGCUUCAUGCUGGUGGGCGAGCCCUUCGGGGGCAAGACCUGCGCCUACCGCGUGCUGGCCGCCGCGCUGCAGGACAUCUGCGACAAGCACCUGAUGGACGAGAACAGGGUGCAGAUCACGGUCAUCAACCCCAAGUCCAUCACCAUGGGCCAGCUUUAUGGGCAGUUCGACCCCGUCUCACACGAGUGGUCAGAUGGCAUCCUGGCAGUCAGCUACAGAGCUUUUGCCGUCUCCCAGAGCCCUGACAGGAAGUGGCUGAUCUUCGACGGGCCGGUGGACGCCGUGUGGAUCGAGAACAUGAACACGGUGCUGGACGACAACAAGAAGCUGUGCCUGAUGAGCGGCGAGAUCAUCCAGAUGUCGCCCCAGAUGAGCCUCAUCUUCGAGCCCAUGGACCUGGAGGUGGCCUCCCCUGCCACGGUGUCGCGCUGUGGCAUGAUCUACAUGGAGCCCCACAUGCUGGGCUGGAGGCCGCUCAUGGUGUCCUGGCUCAACACGCUGCCCUCCACCAUCAAGCCCCACCACAAGGAGCUGCUCUCAGGCCUCUUCGACCGCAUGCUGCCCACCUGCCUGCAGCUCAUACGCAAGGCUACCAAGGAGCUGUCCCCCACGUCUGACACCAACCUGGCCCACUCCCUGAUGAACCUGAUGGACUGCCUGAUGGAUGAGUUCAGGGACGAGGCCAAGAUUAAGAGCAUGAACGAGAAAGACAUAUGCUCCUGGCUGGAGGGCAUCUUUGUGUUCUCGCUGGUGUGGUCGGUGGGGGCCAGCUGCGAGGAGGUGGGCCGUGUGAAGUUUGACGCGCUGGUCCGGGAGCUGCUGACGGGUGGCCUGAGCGAGGAGACGCGCGCCAAACACGGCCUCCUGGAGUCGGUGGAGCCGCCCGCCAAACAGCUGACCGUGCCCCUGCCCGAGGAGGGCACCCUCUACCAGUACCGCUUCAUUAAGGAGGGCCUGGGUCGGUGGGAGCUGUGGACGGAGGAGCUGCAGAACGCCCCGGCCAUCCCCAAGGACAUGCAGUUCAACGAGAUCAUCGUGCCCACGGAGAACACGGUGCGCUACACGGCCCUCAUGGAGAUGCUGGUCACACACCAGAAGCCCACCGUCUUCAUCGGGCCCACCGGCACUGGCAAGAGCGUCUACAUCAUUGACUUCCUCCUGAAACGGCUGAAGAAGGAUGUGUACGUGCCGCUGCAGAUCAACUUCUCGGCCCAGACCACGGCCGCCCAGACCCAGAACAUCAUCAUGUCCAAGCUGGACAAGCGCCGCAAAGGCGUCUUCGGCCCGCCGCUGGGCAAGAGAACGGUGGUGUUUGUGGACGACGUGAAUAUGCCUGCGCGAGAGACGUACGGAGCGCAGCCCCCGGUGGAGCUGCUGAGGCAGUGGCUGGACCACUGGAACUGGUACGAGCUGAAGGACUGCUCCAUGAUCAACCUGGUGGACAUCCAGAUCAUGUGCGCCAUGGGACCCCCCGGUGGUGGAAGGAACCCGGUGACGCCGCGAUUCCUUCGUCACUUCAACACGGUGACGAUAAAUGACUUUGAUGAAAGGACCAUGUACACCAUCUUCUCACGCAUCCUGGACUGGCACCUGACCAUUCGGUUUGCGUUCCCCAAGUCCUUCGCCAGCGUGACCUCCCAGAUCAUUAACGGCACCAUGCUCGUGUACCAGGAGGCCACCAAGAAUCUGCUGCCCACGCCCGCCAAGUCCCACUACCUGUUCAACUUGCGCGACUUCUCCCGCGUCAUCCAGGGCGUCUGCCUGUCCCGGCCCGAGACGGCCGAGGACCCCAAGGCCUUGAAGCGCCUCUGGGUACAUGAGGUCCAGCGCGUGUACUACGACCGGCUGGUGCACAAGUCGGACCAGGCGUGGAUGGUGGGCUUCCUGCAGCAGGUGUGCGACAGCCACCUGAAGGAGAACUUCCACCAGCUCUUCCAGCACCUGGACCAGGACCUGGACGGCAGCGUGACGGAGGACGACCUGCGCAGCCUGAUGUUCUGUGACUUCCACGACCCCAAGGGCGAGGACCGCAACUACCGCGAGGUGGCCGACCUCGACCAGCUGCGCCAGGUUGUGGAGAGUCACCUGGAGGAGUACAACAACGUGAGCAAGGCGCCCAUGAACCUGGUGCUGUUCCGCUUCGCCAUCGAGCACGUGUGCCGCAUCUCGCGCGUCAUCAAGCAGCCGCGCGGGCACUCCCUGCUGGUGGGGGUCGGGGGCAGCGGCCGCCAGUCACUCACGCGCCUGGCCGCGCACAUGGCCGAGAUCGAGGUCUUCCAGGUGGAGAUCUCCAAGAGCUACGGCAUGGUGGAGUGGCGCGACGACCUGAAGGUGAUCAUGAGGAAGUCCACCUCCACCGACACGCACGGCGUCUUCCUCUUCACCGACACGCAGAUCAAGAUGGAGUCCUUCCUGGAGGACGUCAGCAACCUGCUCAACACGGGCGAGGUGCCCAACCUCUUCGCCGUGGACGAGAAGCAGGAGAUCUGCGAGCGCAUGCGCGUGCUGGACCGCCAGCGGGAGCGCGACAAGCAGACGGACGGCAGCCCGCUGGCCCUCUUCAACAUGUUCCUGGAGCGCUGCCGCAGCCAGCUGCACGUGGUGCUGGCCAUGAGCCCCAUCGGAGACACCUUCAGGAGCCGGCUCCGGCGCUUCCCAGCGCUCAUCAACUGCUGCACCAUAGACUGGUUCCAGAGCUGGCCUGCGGAUGCUCUGCAGGCGGUGGCGUCUCGUUUCCUGGAGGAUGUGGAGAUGGGCGACGAGGCUCGCCUGGGCUGCAUCAACAUGUGCCAGAGCUUCCACAUGUCCACCAUCAGCCUGUCGGCGCGCUUCCUGGCCGAGCUGCAGCGCUACAACUACGUCACGCCCACCUCCUACCUGGAGCUCAUCUCCACCUUCAAGACCCUGCUGCAGAAGAAGAGAAGCCAGGUGAUGACUCUGAAACGUCGUUACGAGGUGGGUCUGGAGAAGCUCCAGUCAGCGGCGGCCCAGGUGGCCACUAUGCAGGUGGAGCUGGAGGCUCUGCAGCCACAGCUGGUGGUGGCCAGCAAGGAGGUGGACCAGAUGAUGAUCGUCAUCGAGCACGAGUCCGCAGAGGUCGCCAAGACCGAGAAGGUGGUGCGCGUGGACGAGGCGGUGGCCAACGAACAGGCGAUGGCCGCCAAGGCCAUCAAGGACGAGUGUGACGCCGACCUGGCUGUGGCCAUGCCCAUCCUGGAGGCUGCGCUGUCCGCCCUGGACACCCUCACACAAGGGGACAUCACCAUGGUGAAGGCGAUGAAGAGUCCUCCUGCGGGUGUGAAGCUGGUGAUGGAGGCCAUCUGCAUCCUGAAGGGCAUCAAGCCCGACCGCAUCCCAGACCCCUCAGGCUCCGGCAAGAAGGUGGAGGACUACUGGGGCCCGGCCAAGAAGCUGCUGGGAGACAUGAAGUUCCUGCAGAGCCUUCACGAGUACAACAAGGAUGCCAUCCCUGCCAACUGUAUCAGCAUCAUCCGCAACAAGUACAUCACCAACCCCGACUUCGUGCCCGAGAAGAUUCGGGUGGCCUCCACCGCCGCCGAGGGCCUCUGCAAAUGGGUGUGCGCCAUGGACUCCUACGACAAGGUGGCGAAGGUGGUGGCACCUAAGAAGGAGAAGCUGGCUCAGGCGGAGGGCGAGCUGAAGAUCGCCAUGGAGAGUCUGCAGAAGAAGCAGGCCGACCUGAAGGAGGUGCAGGACAAGCUGGCCAACCUGGAGGCCACGCUCGCUGCCAACAAGCAAAAGAAGGCCGAGCUCGAGAACCAGGUGGACCUGUGCAGUAAGAAGCUGGAGCGUGCUGAGCAGCUGAUUGGUGGGCUGGGCGGCGAGAAGACGCGCUGGAGUGAGACGGCACGGGACCUGGGGGAGCUCUACGACAACCUGACCGGAGACAUCCUCAUCUCUGCAGCCAUCGUGGCCUACCUGGGGGCCUUCACCUCCAGCUACAGACAGGCAGCCACUAAGGAGUGGAUGGAGCUGUGUAAGUCCAGGGAGAUCCCCUGCUCCAAGGGCAUGUCCCUGAUGAGCUCCCUGGGGGAGCCGGUCAAGAUCCGCAGCUGGACCAUCGCCGGCCUGCCCUCAGACAGCUUCUCCAUAGACAACGGCAUCAUCAUCUCUAAUGCUCGUCGCUGGCCGCUGAUGAUCGACCCGCAGGGACAGGCCAACAAGUGGGUGAAGAACAUGGAGAAGGCCAACAGCCUGCACAUCAUCAAGCUGAGCGACGGGGACUUUGUGCGCACACUGGAGAACUGCAUCCAGUUCGGCACGCCAGUGCUCCUGGAGAACAUCGGCGAGGAGUUGGACCCCAUCCUGGAGCCCCUGCUGCUCAAGCAGACCUUCAAGCAAGGCGGCAGCAUCUGCAUCCGCAUGGGCGACUCCACCAUCGAGUACGCGCCCGACUUCCGCUUCUACAUCACCACCAAGCUCCGCAACCCGCACUACCUGCCUGAGACCUCUGUCAAGGUGACCCUGCUGAACUUCAUGAUCACCCCCGAGGGCAUGCAGGACCAGCUGCUGGGCAUCGUGGUGGCCCGGGAGAGGCCUGACCUGGAGGAGGAGAAGCAGGCCCUCAUCCUGCAGGGCGCCGAGAACAAGAGGCAACUGAAGGAGAUUGAGGAUAAGAUCCUGGAGGUGCUCUCCUCGUCCGAGGGCAACAUCCUGGAGGAUGAGACGGCGGUGAAGAUCCUGUCCUCGUCCAAAGUGCUGGCCAACGAGAUCUCGGAGAAGCAGGCGGUGGCCGAGGUGACGGAGGUGAAGAUCGACGAGACGCGCAUGGGCUACACGCCCAUCGCCGUGCACUCUGCCAUCCUCUUCUUCUCCAUCGCCGACCUGGCCAACAUAGAGCCCAUGUACCAGUACUCCCUCACCUGGUUCAUCAACCUCUUCGUCAUGUCCAUCGACAACUCCGACAAGAGCGACGUCCUCGACCAGAGACUGCAGAUCCUGCGAGACCACUUCACCUACUCUCUGUACGUCAACGUCUGCCGCUCGCUCUUCGAGAAGGACAAGCUCCUCUUCUCCUUCUGUCUGAACGUCAACCUGCUCAAGCAUGAGAAGCUGGUGGACGAGGGCGAAUGGCGUUUCCUGCUGACGGGGGGCGUGGGACUGGACAACCCGCACUCCAACCCCUGCACCUGGCUGCCCAAGAAGUCCUGGGACGAGAUCUGCCGCCUGGACGAGAUGGAGCGCUUCAGCGGCCUGCGCAAGGACAUGGCCCGCAGCAAGGACGGCUGGAAGGUCGUCUACGACAACAAGGACCCUCAUCACUGCAUGUUUCCAGGGGAUUGGCAGGAGAAGCUGGGCAAUUUCCAAAGGAUGCUCAUUAUCCGAUGCUUGAGGCCAGAUAAACUCAUCCCCAUGGUUCAGGAGUUUGUGGCUGGCAGUCUGGGCCAGCAGUUCAUCGAGGCUCCUCCGUUCAACCUGGGCAAGGCGUUUGCGGACAGCCACUGCUGCGCCCCCCUCAUCUUCAUCCUCUCCCCCGGCUCUGACCCCAUGGCCGCCCUGCUCAAGUUCGGAGAGGAACAGGGCUUCACAGGGAACAGGUUGACCUCGCUGUCUCUGGGCCAAGGCCAGGGCCCCAUCGCCAUGAACAUGAUCCGCACGGGCGUGAAGGAGGGCACCUGGGUGGUGCUGCAGAACUGCCACCUGGCCACCUCCUGGAUGUCCACCUUGGAGCGCGUCUGCGAGGAGCUGAACCCAGACACCACCCACCCCGACUUCCGGCUGUGGCUGACCAGCUACCCGUCGCCCAACUUCCCCGUGGCGGUGCUCCAGAACGGGGUGAAGAUGACCAACGAGGCGCCCAAGGGCCUGCGCUCCAACAUCGCACGCUCCUUCAUGAUGGACCCCAUCUCCGACCCAGAGUUCUUCAACAGCAGCAGCAAGCCUGCGGUGUUCAAGAAGCUGCUGUAUGGCCUGUGUUUCUUCCAUGCGUUGACGCAGGAGAGGAGGAAGUUUGGGCCGCUGGGCUGGAACAUCCCGUACGAGUUCAACGAGACUGACCUGCGCAUCUCCGUGCAGCAGCUACACAUGUUCCUUGACCAGUAUGAGGAGGUGCCUUUUGAUGCCAUCCUCUACAUGACUGGCGAGUGUAACUAUGGCGGCCGCGUGACGGACGACUGGGACCGGCGUACGCUGCGCACCAUCCUGUCCAUCUUCUACACGCCCAGCAUCAUCGACGACCCCGACUACAAGUUCGACCCCAGCGGACUCUACUACGCUCCUGAUGCGGAAGAUUAUAAUAGCUACAUAGAGUACACCAAGGCGCUGCCUCUGUACCCGUCGCCAGAGAUCUUUGGCAUGAACAUGAAUGCGGACAUCACCAAGGACCAGGUGGAGACACAGCUCCUGCUAGACAGCAUCCUGCUCACUCAGGGAACAAUGACAUCCCGCUCGUCCGGGGGAGACGCCAAGUCAUCGGACGACAUGGUGUUCGAGGUGGCCGCCGACAUCCUGAGCAAACUACCGCCCGACUUCGACACGGAGGCGGCCAUGCGCAAGUUCCCCACCAGCUACAACCAGAGCAUGAACACCGUGCUGGUGCAGGAGAUGGGCCGCUUCAACAAGCUGCUGCAGACCAUCCGCGACUCCUGCAUCAACAUCCAGAAGGCCAUCAAGGGUUUGGUGGUCAUGUCAGCUGAGCUUGAGGAGGUGGUGAAGAGCAUCCUGACUGGCAAAAUCCCCAGCAUGUGGAUGAAGAAGUCUUACCCCAGCCUCAAGCCCCUGGGGGGCUACGUCAAUGACUUUUUGGAAAGACUCAAGUUUUUGCAGGACUGGUACGACGACGACACCCCGGUGGUGUUCUGGAUGUCUGGCUUCUUCUUCACGCAGGCCUUCCUGACGGGCAGCCAGCAGAACUACGCCCGCAAGCACACCAUCCCCAUCGACCUGCUCAGCUUCGACUACGAGGUCAUGGACGACAAGGAGUACAAGAAGCCGCCCGAGGACGGUGUGUACAUUCGGGGCUUGUAUCUGGACGGAGCACGCUGGGACCGCAAGAGGAAGCUGCUGGCAGAGUCAUACCCUAAAGUGCUGCAUGACACCAUGCCUGUGAUCUGGCUGAAGCCGAUCAGGAAGCAGGACAUCGAGGAGCGCAUGUGCUACCUGUCUCCCGUCUACAAGACCAGCGAGCGCCGCGGCACCCUCUCCACCACCGGACACUCCACCAACUACGUCAUCGCCAUGACGCUCAACACCAACGUGCCGGCCGAACACUGGGUGUGCCGCGGGGUGGCGCUGCUCUGCCAGCUCAACGCCUAGAAAUACACGCCUUUACACAACCUCACACACACACACACACACACACACAGACACACACACACACACACACACACACACACACACACACACACACACACACACACACACACACACAGAGAGAGCCGCUGAACGUCUAGAAGGCACCAGUAAAACCUCAUACUCACCACACACACACACACACACACACACACACACGAGUUGAAGGCACCAGUGGCACCUCAUACACACCACACACAGCUCAACGUCUACUGUAGAAGAUGCCAGUAAAACAUCAUUGACACUACUGUACACACACACACACACACACACACAGGGAAAUUGUAACAAGCCAGUAAACACCCUCACACCCACAAAGGCGUACACUACAUACGCACUGGCAAAUGGACAGAAUUUUUGUAUUAUUAUUGUAACUAUUAUUAUUAAAAUCCGCCUUAUUUAUGUCAA
Engraulis encrasicolus (European anchovy) is the source of this 12672-nucleotide messenger RNA. RefSeq names its product dynein, axonemal, heavy chain 7 (gene dnah7). Lineage: Eukaryota; Metazoa; Chordata; Actinopteri; Clupeiformes; Engraulidae. The record is from RefSeq and is a predicted model, not a curated record. Gene Ontology annotation, biological process: microtubule-based movement. The transcript has 71 exons. Gene Ontology annotation, molecular function: ATP hydrolysis activity; ATP binding; minus-end-directed microtubule motor activity. Gene Ontology annotation, cellular component: dynein complex. Bases 199 to 12228 code for a protein of 4009 amino acids.